Messenger RNA from Drosophila eugracilis, 3762 nucleotides. RefSeq lists its product as uncharacterized. The transcript has 3 exons. Bases 60 to 3578 code for a protein of 1172 amino acids. The record is from RefSeq and is a predicted model, not a curated record. NCBI's taxonomy places the organism in Eukaryota, Metazoa, Arthropoda, Insecta, Diptera, Drosophilidae.
AGUUCCCGGCAGUGUAUCAGUUGACCUGCGCCCACCGACCUCCGACUUUCAGCAGCCAGAUGGCCGGCAUUGCAUUCGGCAGUAUCGCGGCCUUUCGCCGAACCACAAACUGCAUCAGGCUGCUGCGAUUCUCCUACCACUCACGUGAUCCGUCCUUCGAGCUAGUGCAUCAACGUCGCCGUCGGCACAACAGUUCCUCGAAAUCUGGGGAAUCCGAAGAGGGUAAAAAUCCUAAUCGGGUGGGUCAGGACUUGGGUGAAGGCAAAGCACUAGGCAACAUCACUGGUGGCUUGGAGACGGCAGCAGAACCACCCGAUCAGCCGAAGACUCCCGGAGAGCGAAGCCCAGAGUGCCCCUACGAGUCGAAGCCAGAGAUCCUGCCAUUACAAGAUCAGCCUAAUCGAGCACAGCCCUCGCCUGCGGUGGUCAAGCCACCAAAUCCGCAAACCAUUGUCUGCAGUUUGGAUUCCAAAGAUCUAUCGGGAACUCCGAUAAACGUUUUAGGGAGAAAAGAUUUAGGAGAAAAGUUUGCAGAAACUAAAGACUUAUCUACCCAAGUAACCUCCACUCCUCCAAAAGACUACAAUAAUUUAGAUAACCUAUUUGCCAUUGAAUCCGAGCUCAAGUCCCUGGCAGCAAGUAUAUCCGAUUACAUCGUCGAGCCUAAUCAUCAAACCUUAUUUCCCAUUAAAUCUGAGAUCAAAUCAACGGACUUGACCUCAAAUGGAUUUAGUACGGAAGCCAGCGUUCAAUGCUCAACAAGUUCAAUAGAUCUUCCGCCUGAAAACACUUUCCUAGCUUCUUCUCAGUUCAAGUCGCAGGAUUCGAACCUUGCUGAAGCUGAAGUUAAGUCCAAAUCUGAAUCUUCUAGUUCGCAAGAAUCUCUUCCUCUGAAUAUGUUUCAAAAUUCUAUAACAUCUGAAGAUAAUAGCUCUAAGAAUCAAGUUAGUAACGACCAACCCUUAAAUCAUAAGUCUGAUGAUUUCAAGCUAGGAUCGACAUCUAAAUCGCCUGGUUCAGGUGAAAGCUUCCACCUUAAGGUUACGCCCAGCCCUUUACACAUAGUACAAACUGAGAAGUCCACUCAGAUUUCCACGUUUAAUAUGCCUCAAGAGGAAGAUGUUUCUGGUAAUUCAGUGAAACUCAUCUGCAGAAAUGCAGAAUUUGGUCUGGCAUCUGACAAGGGAGAGGAGAAGAAACCAGAAAAAGUCAUUCCGAUCAAGCAUUAUCAAACCGAUAAGAAUGUGAUCAUGAAAUGGGUCGAACUACACAAAACGAAGGAACGACAAAAGGAAGAAUCUUCCAGGGAAACCGAAAGCAAUGAACGAAUUCCGGCACCAUUACCAAAACCCUAUUUUAGGAAAAUGUCGGUGAAGAAAGACAAUUCUUCGGAAUCUCAGGACAUAACUGCCAUCGAAACCAAAAGCCCAGGAGAAACUCCUGCGCCAUUGCCAAAACCAUAUUUUAGAAAAAUGUCAAUGAAGAAAGAGAAUACAUUGGUUUCUAAGGACACGACAUCAACGCUCCAAGGCCAAAGCCCAGAAGGAACUCCGGCCCCAUUACCAAAACCAUACUUUAGAGUGUCGGCAUCUAAAAACACAAUGUCGGAGAAGAAAGGCAAUGCAUUGGUUUCUAAGGACACGACAUCCUCACCUUCUGGUAAAGACAUCACCAAAACAGCCAACAUCAGCCCGAAACUGCAGUUGCCAAUUAAAAUCGUGGCCAAGAAUGAAGCUCCAACCGAAUUUAGGAAAACAAUGAAUUCAAUACCAUCUACUGAACUGAAGUCUACGAAGAAUACUAAGGAGGAUACCACCAGCCAAGCAACUAUGCCCAUUAAGCUAACCCCGAGUAAGCCUCUUGUAGGUAAAAGUUUAGAUUCUAAUACUUGGAAAUCUUCAUUAGGCGAUUCCAAUAUAUCAAACGCAAUGGUCAAUUCUGAAAAACAGAAUGUCGUGGCCAUAGGUCAGCAAAAAACUAAAAGUCAGACCACCGAGGAAAUAGUAGCGAUGUUUAAGGAGGAAAACGAUACUAAUCAGACUAAAAGUGAAGAAGGUAAAGUCAGAGAAUUAUUCGAGUCACUCGAAAAGUUUAAUAAUCCUUCGAAUAAAUGGUGGACUCAUCCUGAAAUAUUUACAGCCCCAAAGGAAAGUAAAACAGAUCCUUUCACCACUGUUUCAUCCGCGUCUGAUAGGAAAGGAGAUGAAAAACCACACUCAGGAAAGAAGGCCGAUGAUCACUUUUCAAAACUUGGCCACUUGGACUCAACCGUCACAGACGAAGAAGCAAUAGUUAAGAACAAGGAAGUCAAAGCCAAAGAAAGCUUCGCCAGUCUAGGUAACUUGGAUUCUACAAUACGAGAAGAAAGCAGUGAGAAGGCUAAGAAAAAUAACGAUUAUAAAGAUACAGAAAUAAAGAAUGAAAGCAAAGAUAAGCAGGAGGGUAAAGGUGAGGAUGAUAAGAAUGUUGAACGGAAAAGGUUUAAUCUGGCUCAGAAGGUCUCGACCUUCAUGAAGUCCGCUGAGGAAGAUGGUAACAGGACCAAUGCCACCCAAAAAUCACAAAGAGUAAACAAACCCAAGUUAGAGACCAAAAAUAAACUGGAAACAACUUCUGAGCUAACACCAAGCGAUCUCUAUGAUCCAAUUACCCAAGAAAUCUCUUCACCGGCCGGGCUAGAAACAGGCAAAACUGAUAUGGAGGAAGCCGAGGAAUCCAGUCCAAGCCUAGAAGCUCCAGAGGUCAAGCCUAAAAAGGAGGAAGUCAAAGCCAAGGCACCCACGGCAUUGGAUGAAACCAAAACGAAAGUUGAGGAAAAGGUUCCGGUCAAGGAACCUGACUUAAAGAAAGAAAGGCCAAAGCUGGACGAUGGGGAACUGUCUCUGAAGCUCCUGGAUAAAGUUACGGGAGAAACGCCAGCGGUGCAAAUACCAGCGGAGUCCAAACCGCCAGCCGAAAAGAGCCUCAUCCAACACUUCUUUGACAAGAUCUUCGGCAGAGACAAGAGCACCGAAGGCAAAAGCACUGAAGGCAAACGGAAAAUGUCCUCCUAUACAGGUCGUCGACACCUGAGCACCAGCUCCUUGGCUGCUUUUUCGACUAGAGGAUCCAUACUUAAGAAUAAUAAUAAACCUAUGGUAUCCAAGAGUUGGGAGAGGACCUUCCUCAGGCGAAGAUCAGUCAACGAACUUUUUUGUGAACUCAAUGAACAGAAGCUGAAUUUAUCUAAUGAACCCUCUAGAGGCACUCGCCUUAUAGAAACCGUCCUGGAACCUCCCACUUUUGAACUUUUCGCCAAGAAUGAUGACACCGAAAUAAAAGGAGGCUCGCCCGAAUGCUCUUCACCCAAAAAGACGCCACGUGAGCUUCUCCGGGAGAAGCAGCAGACCAGAGAUAUCAAGAUCAUGGGCGGUUCCGAGGAGUGUGCCAAGAAGAUGAAGCGUCUUAAGGAGCUGACGAAGGACAAGGAUGACGACUGCGGGAGUCGUCACUUCUCCAAUAAUCUGCCGAGGUUUCUGCGGCACUUCUGGUUCUCUGUAUUUCCAGAUGCGGCCAACAACUCUAACAAAGUCAAGUAAUCUGCCAGUCCAUCCGUUUUGCACUCGGGAUUGUCGAUCCGAAUCCAGAAUGAAGAAUGCCUUGAAACGUGUGCCCUUACAAAGAGGUCGAUCUGAUAGAUCAGCGGAGGACCCAAUGAUUAAGAUCAAUAAUGUUAUUUUACCGUAAUAUAAAUUAUAUUUGAAUAUUACAAUUUUAUAAAAA